Messenger RNA from Alternaria alternata, 1180 nucleotides. Its product is annotated as transcription initiation factor IID, TAF10 subunit. The record is from RefSeq and is a predicted model, not a curated record. Gene Ontology annotation, molecular function: RNA polymerase II general transcription initiation factor activity; promoter-specific chromatin binding. Gene Ontology annotation, cellular component: SAGA complex; transcription factor TFIID complex; nucleus. Bases 279 to 947 code for a protein of 222 amino acids. NCBI's taxonomy places the organism in Eukaryota, Fungi, Ascomycota, Dothideomycetes, Pleosporales, Pleosporaceae. Gene Ontology annotation, biological process: transcription initiation at RNA polymerase II promoter. The transcript is spliced from 2 exons.
UCUCAUGUGCCGACUGUGGCAUCUUGAUUCACUCGUCAGAAUCACCAUAAGUCAAAGGCCUUAGAAGGCAACGUGAAAACGCGUCGUUGAGAGAUGCAGUGCUGGUAGUUGGGCUAUAACCACUCCGAUUGGCUCCUUUUGGGCUUACCGCAUUGGGCGACCGUGCUUGGCUCGCCGUUCACUCACUCCCGCGUUGUCUCCGCAGUCCGCAAUCCAAUCAAUCCACCCCACGUCAUACCUCGCACCACGUCGCAACUCAUAUCAUUCGCAUCGCAACCAUGUCUGAAGAAAACUCGCAGCCCCCAGACACCAACAUGGAGGUCAACGACGAACUCGACCACGCGGUGGAUGACGAGAUCAAGCAAGACGCGACACAACUGGAAGCCGACGCCAUGAACCUCGACGGCGCAAACGAUGCCGAACCCGCGACAGUCAACGGUGUAACAGACUCGGCCGCCGCGUUUGAAGCGCGCAUACCAGCGAAGAAGGAUGCGACGUUGCGCGAGUUCCUUGGCAAGAUGGAUGAUUAUGCGCCUAUCAUACCCGAUGCAGUGACCAACUACUACCUGACCCGCGCCGGUCUGCCACCGCCACCCCAGACAUCACAACAUCUUGCACGUCUACUCGCUCUGGCGACACAGAAAUUCAUCGCCGACAUUGCGGCCGACGCCUACCAAUUCUCUCGCAUCAGGUCGUCCAACACCACGAGUAACAACCCCAUGGGUGGCGCAGGAGGAGCCCCGGCAGCAGCUGCACCUGGUGGUGCGCCUGGUGGAAAGGACAGCGGCUCAAAGACCAAGGACUACAACCUUGGCAUCCAGCGACCAGGAUAUGGUGGUGGAGGUCAAGGUGGCAGUCAAGGCCGAACCGUGCUCACUAUGGAGGAUCUGGGCAUGGCAGUAGGCGAAUACGGAGUCAACAUCAAACGUGGCGAGUUCUACCGUUAAGUCCACUGGUUUUGCUUAGGCAGCACUACAUGAAAGCUGGUUCAUGACGGGAUGUGGCAAUUUGGGAUAUCGACAUGCAUUUUAGGCGUUUGGAACCGGCAUCACAGGCGCAGGGUACUUGGCCAUUGGGAAGAUUGAGGCAUCUGGCCCACAAGCAGAGGGCUCCAUCAUAUUUGUACAAUAGCAGUACAGAAUGGCUUCUAGAUAAACCAAAAUGAUACCCAAACUCCCAU